Messenger RNA from Talaromyces rugulosus, 564 nucleotides. RefSeq lists its product as uncharacterized. Lineage: Eukaryota; Fungi; Ascomycota; Eurotiomycetes; Eurotiales; Trichocomaceae. Bases 1 to 564 code for a protein of 187 amino acids. The transcript has 2 exons. The record is from RefSeq and is a predicted model, not a curated record.
AUGAAGGUGUCAACUGUCUUGUCUGCCUUUUUGGCGGCCAGUGUGGCUUCAGCUGCAGCUCUUCCUGUAGCUGACAGCGGCAAACAAAUCACCCAUGGACACCCGCCUCCUCCUCACCCAACUGAGACUGACAAGCCUCAUGGUCAGCACUCGAAGCGCGAUGAUGGUGACCACCCACCGCCGCCUCCUCCAACUGGAAAGCCUCAUCCUCCUCACAACAACGACAAGCGUGACGAGGAUGGUCACCCUCCUCCUCCUCCUCACCCAACUGAGACCGAAAAGCGUCCUCACCCACACUCGAAGCGUGACGAUGGCGAUCACCCCCCUCCUCCUCCCCCGACUGGAAAGCCUCAACCUCCUCACUCCAAGCGUGAUGAGGGCGAGCACCCUCCCCCCCCUCCCCCGACUGGAAAGCCUCAACCUCCUCACUCCAAGCGUGAUGAGGGCGAGCACCCUCCCCCCCCUCCCCCGACUGGAAAGCCUCAACCUCCUCACUCCAAGCGUGAUGAGGGCGAGCACCCUCCCCCUCCUCCUCCAACUGGAAAGCCUCACCCUCCCAACUAG